AUGGCCAACGAGUUUGAAGCUAGGAAAAUUGCCAUCGUAGGCUUCUCUUGCGCCCUCCCAUCCGGCCACUAUGCCAAGGAGGACCUCAGCUACAACAUGCUGUGGGAUUUCCUCAUGACGAAGAGCGAGUCCUAUGAAGAGAUCCCCCAGGACAGGUUCGACAUUAACCAGUGGUUCGGCAAGAAUGCCGGGCAAAUCAGCACUCGCAAGGGUAAUUUUUUGAAGAACCCUACGCAGUUUGAUCACAUCGAGUUUGGCAUUUCCUUGAAGGAUGCCACCGCUCUUUCUCCCAGUUCCCGCAAACUUAUAGAGCUUGCUUUCCUUGCUCUUCAGGAUGCGGGUAUCGACUACCGAGGCAAGCGCAUGGGUUGUUUCAUGUCGGGCAUCAAUUCUGGUCUCGUCGAUCGUGAUCCCUUCGAUGAACAAGGCAGCUUCGCCAAUGCUCCAGCCAUGCCUGCCAACCGUGUCUCUUACACUCUGGAUAUCAACGGUCCCUCGGUUGCGCUCGAUACCGCCUGCAGUUCUUCGAUGACGGGCACUCAUCUGGCUAUCCAGUCCCUGCUGGGCGGAGACUGUGACACUGCGCUUGUUGGUUCCUGCCAGUACGACCAUUGGCUCCAAGAUUGGGUUGGCUAUUCGGUCGGCGGUGUCUUGGCUCCCGAUGGAAAAUGCAAGCCUUUCGAUGCAGGUGGAGACGGCUUCUCUCGUUCUGAGGGCGCGGGCGUCUUUGUUCUGAAGCCCCUUGACAAGGCGCUGGCCGACGGUGACAAAAUCUACGCGACAAUUAUCGGGUCUGCCAUCAAUUCUACUGGCGGCGGCUCAGCCCCCAACCAGCCUGUCGGCUCGGCCCAACAGGAGGCCAUUAAGUUGGCCUAUCAGCGUGCUGGUAAGGAUCCUCGGACUGUAGACUUCGUUGAGCUCCAUGCGACGGGCACGGCGGUCGGCGAUCCUAUCGAAGCCAACGCAGUUGGAGAACUCUUCAACCGCCAGGAAGAACUUAUUGUCGGUAGUAUCAAGGGAAACAUGGGCCAUCUGGAAAACACUGCUUUCAUUGCAUCUCUCGCUAAGGUUUGCUUGAUAUUCGAGCACGGUAUCAUGCCUCCCCAGGCCAACCUGAAGAGCCUCAAUCCCGCGAUUCACUGGAAAAAGUACAACCUUAGGGUCCCCUUCGAAUCUAUUCCGCUGGACGUAAACCUCGGUUCCCGACCAAUCCUUACAUCCAUCUCCAGUUUUGGCAUUGGUGGUGCGAACGGCCAUGCCAUUCUGGAGUCCUUCGUUUCCGCCGCGGGUGACUACACUCCUACCGUCAAGAACGGACCAUACCUCAUCAUUGGCGGUGGCCUUACUCCCAAGUCGGCCGGCACAGUUGCCAGCGAUCUUGCUGCUAUGCUUGAGGAGCACCCCGAACAAGCCGCCGAGAUCUCCCGUAUUUCGAUUCGCCGUGCUCGUCAGCUCCUAUGGCGUACUGCUGCGGUAUAUGAAUCGGGCAAGCCCAUUAGUUUCCCAGAACCUACCUCUGUCCCUCGCGUCGUUCCCCCCAUUGUCUACGUCAUGUCCGGUCAAGGUCCUCAGCAUUUCGACAUGGGUCGUCAAUUGUAUGCCGAAAACCCGGUGUUCAGAGCUUCAAUCGAUGAGAUGGACGACAUCUACCGGAACUACGCGGGUGUAUCUCUCAUUGAGUCCACCGGUCUAUUCCGCACUCUCGAGAAGCCGGCACUCAAGCUUCCUGCCAUCUGGUCUAUUGCCUUGAUUCUCCCUUCGAUCGCCAUGUUCCAAAUGGCCAUGGUGGACAUGCUCACGUCUGUCGGCGUCCAUCCCACCGCAGUCGUCGGCCACUCAGCGGGCGAGACAGCUCUCAUGUAUGCAUCUGGAGCCUCCCCGAAAAAGCUGGCUUUGGAGGUCUCUAUCGCCCGUGGCCGUGCCAUGGCUCUGCUCGAGGCUCACAAGGGCACAAUGGCUGCCAUGGCUUGCAAUCGCCAACAGGCGGAGGCGCUCAUGUCCACGCCGGAACUCGGCAAGGACAUCAUCGAUAUCGCAUGCCACAACGCUCCCGAUGCAGUCGCACUUUCUGGGCCUGCGGACAUCAUCGACAACAUAAUGAAGGCUGCUGCUGAGAAGAAUAUCUGGGCGCGUCGCCUCCAGACCAACUGCCCUGUACACGGUACCAUGAUGGACAUCUGCAAGACAGAAUACCAAAAAUCUGUCGGACACGUCUUCCGCAACAAUCCCCCAGUUACCGAACCGACGAUCCAGACGUUCUCCACACUUUCCGGCGGGAUUCUCGACCAAUCACUGUCUGCUGAAUAUUUCUGGAAGAACGCUCGCAACACUGUGUUGUUCACCGAGGCAAUGACUGCCAUUCGCAUGUCACAUCCUAAUGCCAUCUACGUCGAGCUUGCACCUCAUCCUGUUCUUUCGUCGUACAUCACCGCCAUAGUCGGCCAGCCUGCACCAGUCACCUGUCCUGCUAAGCGGGCUCGCAAGGGAGAGACCACUAAGGAGAUGGCGACUUUCCUGACCAGUGUCGGGGAGCUCUGCCUUAAAGGCUACAAUUCGGUUGAUGUGAAGACCGUGCCUCGUAUCCAGGCUAAUGGUCUCAUCCUACCAGCGUAUCCCUUCGCGCAGAGGACUGUACCUUGGCAUUCUGAAUCUGAUCUUGGCCGAUCUCGCUUCCGCGUUCGGAAUGGGCCGCUUAACUACCCUGGCAUUCAUGUCAACACCGGCACCCACCCUGAUCUCGCAGACCACAUUAUUCAAGGAGAGCCGAUCAUGCCUGCCACUGGAUACCUUGAGAUAGCUUUCGAAUCUGGCGCUCGUCAGCUUUGGGAUGUUGGCUUCUAUGCUGCUCUGUCUCUCUCCAGCGCACGCCCUGCCCCUAUCGAGGUAUCCGUUGAUGGACACAGCUGGACAAUUCGUUCUCGCGGACCUCGUUCAAAAGUGUUUGAUCGUGUGAACGCUGGAGGCUAUCUGUCCAAGGAUUCUGCCGUCCGCCCUAACGCUAAUCUUGAAGCCAUCAAGGCCCGAUGCAAGGCAGUCAGUGCUAAGACCUUCUUGGAUUCCCUCACUUUUGCCAAUUUUGGCCCUGGAUUCAGACGUAUUGAAGAACUCUAUAACGGCAAUGGCGAAGCUGUCGCUAUCGUUCGUGGCUGGGAUGACAAGUAUGCUCUGGCGGCUGGAUAUCAAUUCAACCCGGCCAUCCUCGAUUCCUGUUUACAAGCGGCAUAUACCCUGGUGCCUGGUCGUGACACGUCUGAUAUGUACUUCCUUCCUGCGAGGUGUGGCUACAUCGCCCUCAACGACAUGAGUACGAUUGAAAGGCCGUCGUCUGUCGUCGCCCACAUUCGUCUGGCUGCAUGGACUCCGGAAGCGAUCACCUUCGAUUAUCAUGUUUACACUCCUGAAGGUCAAUGGCUUUGUUCCAUGGAAUCCUUCACCAUGGACGGUCACAGGGGCAUCCCCAAAAAGCCCGUAGAUAACAGGCUGGAGUCCGUGUGGCAACCCAUUCGUAUUCCGGCUAUUGUUCCUGCACCAGAGAAGGUUUCGUCGACGGCUUCUGCCGUUUCCGACCUGUUGACUGCCCUUGAUGCAGCUGCAGUGAAAGCCAUGUCUUCGGUCGUUGCUUCCAACCCUGUCGCACCCGACGAUGUCAGCCGUCAACGCUACCUUGCUUUCAUGCAAAAGGCAGCCGAAUCAGGUCGGCCCACUACCUCAAUGGAGGUAGAAGAACAGCUGAAGGAGAAGUUCGGUGCUCCUUUCGAAAUAUUGCAACGCGUUGCCCAAGCGCAGGAGAAACUGCUGACAACCGUGGACGAUGCCGUCGUCGAUGGCUUGUUUAAAGACAACAUUUUGAUGGAGCUCUACAAGCCAGAUGGUAUCAUGGGUGCGGUCAGUGCCUCCCUGGCUGAGCAGUUCCGCAAGACUGUCGCACAUGUCGUGAACAGCGGUAAGCGGGUUCUGAAGGUUCUCGAACUGGCAACAGGAUCUGGAAGUCUGACUGCCGCCCUCGAGCCAAUCAUUCACGAAUUCCCUGGCAUUGUGAUUGAGUAUGUGGCGUCCGAUGCUGCGCCUGCGGUCCUUGGUGCCACACUGAACCGUCUUGGUUAUCACAAGAUGAGGUCCCAGACCUUCGACAUGUCGAAAGAACCAGAGUCGCAAGGGCUCGUGCUCAACAGUUUCGAUAUUGUUACUGGCCUGAACGUGCUUCACACGGUGCCGGACAUUUCCGUAGCCCUUGUGGGUCUCAAUAGCCUGUUGGUUCCUGGUGGCAGUCUUCUUAUCGCCGACAUUGACGGUGCACAAUGGGGUAGCAUACCUGGUGCACUGUGGUGCGAUUUCGUCUUUGGGGUUUACAAAUCUUGGUUCUCUUACACGGACGCGCGCUCGCAUGCUGCACCAUCAGCCAACGAAUGGAGUACCCAGCUGGAAACCGCUGGGUUCAACGUCGUCGCCAGAUUAAGAGAUGCGGACGGACCUUUCGUCAUGCUAGCCGGACAGAAGGAUGUCGAUAUUUCCCCUGUCGCUGCUCCCGCCAUCGGUGAAGUCCUUCAGUAUCGCCUCGGCCAUGAGGGCCAAAUCCAGCAUGUCUUCAAGAAAUAUUCUCCAGAGGAUUCGCCUACCUUCUGGAUUGCAGCCCCUGAAGGCUUGGACGGCGAUGGUGUCCUUGGCUUCGCCCGUAGUCUGCAAAAGGAAUUCCCCACGUGGACCAUCAAGCUGGCUGUUUUUUCUGGCGAGCGGACCGAAGCCGAACAGAAACGUCUCUUGUCUGCCUGGUCAUCUCGUUUACAACACGAGUGGGAAGUCCACUUCGACCUUCACGGUGAGGCUAGCGUCAUGCGUAUCGCCCCAGCUGUCCCCUGCCCGACGCCAGGAAUGGUUGCUUUUGAUCCAGCGAAGCCGUGGGCGAUCCAGGAUGGCACAGUGGUUCAAACUAGUCUGCCUUACGUCGGAAAGGAUGAUGUUCUUGUUCAAGUUGAAGUCUGGCAUUCUCUAGGAACGGCUUUGAAGGCCUUCGUUGGUCGCGUCGGAGUUGUCCCCUCUGGUGGUUUCCAAGAGAAUGAGCUCGUCGCCGGUAUCACUGCACAGAACGAAGCAAGCUGUGUCACGGCUCUCUGCACGUCACUCGCAAGGGUGGAGAACAAGAAGCUCACGUCUCAGGAGCUGGUCUCUAUCGUCGGUCUGGCGGCCGUUGCCUCUGUGAUCAACGCGGAUCAUAAAGCAAGUCAAAGGACGAAGACCCCCAGGCGUGCUCUGAUUUUGAAUGAUCCGACGACCGAAUCGCUGGGAGCGAUUCUGAAACGUUUGAACUGGGAUGUUUCCACGCAGGAACAACUUUUCAAUGCUGGCAUUCGCCGAACUGCACUGCCUGUAUUCGAUGUCAUCAUCGGUACAACCGAGACAGUCAGCGCCCUACGGGAGUCUCCAAAAUCUCUCCCUUACCCAUCUUUCUGCUGGGACGACGCUUCUGAUGGCCUUCUGGUUCGCAGCAGGCAAAUGGCGUUCGGUGAGGACCUCGAAGCAGUCCUUGGCGUUGUUGACAAACAAUCUCUGACACCUCAUGUCUCCGAGAGUGCCACCUUGUUGCCACCGCCCGGGGCCUUGGUCAAGAAUGCUAGCUCAUUGCUUUCGCCGACGAAGACUUAUCUUCUUGUUGGUGGCAUUGGUGGGUUGGGUAUCCGCACCGCCGCGUGGAUGUAUGAGCAAGGAGCUCGUUAUAUUGUGCUGACGUCUCGCUCCGGUGAAGCAUCCUUGGCCCGUUUGAAUGAGCCUGUCAUCAACAAUGUUGUCGAUUAUCUCAAGUCUCUCCCCGACCUGACUUUGCGACUCGAGGCUUGCGAUGCAAACUCGUCGAGUGCCGUGAAGAAGCUCUGCAACACCUUUGCAUAUCCUCUCGGUGGUGCCCUUAUCAUGGCGGUGGUUCUCCAGGAUCGUGUGUUUAUGGAUCAAACUGCAGAGACCUUCCGCUCAGUCUAUGAAAGCAAGGUCGGCGCAUACAAGACACUCGCAGAUGUCUACGAUCUUAGUACCGCUGAUUGGCUGGUCAUGUUCUCGUCAGUUGCUGGUCUGUUCGGCAAUGGUGGCCAGACCAACUAUGCAAGUGCAAACACGGUGUUGGAUGCGAUCGUUGGCAAGCUUCCUAAUGCCUUCACCCUCAUCGUGCCCCCCAUUCUCGAUGUUGGUGUUUUCGCCCGUGCGGCGCAGGAGAACGCGGCCGCAUUCGCUCACCUCAAAGACUGGGGCAUGACUUGUGAGGAUCUGUGCGACUACAUCGGCGAUGGCAUCAAGCGGCUUCAGGAAACCGGCCCCUUCACCUUCCAGGUUCCUGACCUGAAUUGGCUGGCGGUUGAGAAGACAAUGGGCAUAUCGUCAGCCUUCCAUCACUUGGCGUAUCCGCCAAGGUCUGAUUUCGCUGAUGGUGGCGCUGGUGGUGAGGAAAAGACCAUUGACGACGUCGUAUGCGAGAUCCUUCAAGUCCCCAAGGACGACUUGUCUCAGGAGGUCCCACUGACGCGUUAUGGUCUGGACUCUCUCUCUGCUGCCCGUCUUGCUGCUGGCCUGCGACCAUUCGGCACUAUCUCACAACUUCAGCUGCUCAGUGACUUGACUGUUUUCGAUAUCAAGGCCAAGCUCGGUGACGGCGCAGCUCCGGCGGGCGGUGCAGGCAGCGAUGGCCGUGGCGCUUCCCCCAUUGUGAAGAUCAAGGACGACGGAUCGGUGCCGAUCAUCAUGACUCAUGGUGCUGAUGGAUCUAUUGCACCCAUGAAGAUGCUGUCCGAGAACUUCAAAGGCUCCGUCUGGGCCAUUCAACUCACGGGCGAUGCUCCGAUGGAGUCCCUCGAGGUUCUUGCUGACUGGUAUUACGAUCACAUCAAGGCUGCACGGCCUCAAGGUCCGUACCGUCUGUGUGCAUUCUCCGCCUCUGGUGCUGUCAUGGUGUACCUGUGCAAGAAGUUUGAAGCUGCUGGAGAUCAGGUUCUCCAGCUUGGUUUCGUCGAUCACUUCCCUCUCGCCACAAUGGGUGGUGGAUUUGACUUGCGGAUUGCUGUCGACAAAGAUGGCAUGCUCCUUCCUGAAUAUAUGAAGAUCAUCAUCAGCCGUAUGGGUCCCAUGAUGGUGCGGGAUAGCAAGAUCGAUCCUGUCCGCCGUACCCUCGGCGAGGACCUCAAUAAGUGGGUGAAGGGCGAAGAGACGUCAGAACUCGCAACCUCAUUCAUAGACAUCGUGCGCAACUAUGCUUCUCUCGAGACCCGCUGGAUCAUCAAGAAGAUUACUGGUGGUGUCACGUCAGCACCAUGGGAUCCCAAGGUCUACGUCAGGUGGCUUCAGGAUAUCAAGGCUCCCACCACCAUGAUCUGGGGUCUUGACGGCUACAGGAACGACCUACCGAAGGAGUGGAGGAAUCCUGGUCACGUCUUUGAUGCUCACUCAGUCUACCCUGAUGCGAAGCUCAUCGAGGUUCCUGGUGGCCACGCCGAAUGUCUUGCCAGCAAAGAAGCAGCUGACAUUCUGGCAGAGGGCUUCAGUGUUGGCGCUACGGCUUAA
Molecule: messenger RNA, 7539 nt
Organism: Dacryopinax primogenitus
Lineage: Eukaryota; Fungi; Basidiomycota; Dacrymycetes; Dacrymycetales; Dacrymycetaceae
Gene: pks1
Product: polyketide synthase
Exons: 11
Coding region: 1-7539 (2512 amino acids)
Biological process (GO): fatty acid biosynthetic process
Molecular function (GO): fatty acid synthase activity
Source: RefSeq, a predicted model, not a curated record